Messenger RNA from Anisakis simplex (herring worm), 1230 nucleotides. NCBI's taxonomy places the organism in Eukaryota, Metazoa, Nematoda, Chromadorea, Rhabditida, Anisakidae. The record is from the annotation of a GenBank genome assembly.
GUUUUCCUACGUGAAAAUUUAGCCGUUGGUGAAUUUAUUGGGCGUUUCAUAAGAGUUUCAAAUGUUCCAGAUGGAGUCUUCAAGUCAUCCUACAAAGCGUUUAGUCGCAAGUUGCUUAAACUACUGGCGCAUGACUCUCGGAUUGUUGUUGUGUCGUCGUUGGUUCUCGUCGGAUAUCUGGAAGCCCAACUCCGAGAUACGGUGUUCUGUUCGCGCAAUAUUCCACAAACAUUUCAAUGCGUUUUCAAUGUUCUUGUGCUCGGCGAUUGCUUGAUGACACGACACAUUGCCGCAGAUCUAUUGAAACGAUUGGUCGUCAGCGAUACACCGAAUGUCUCGUCAACACCUGUGAUAACGUCGACUGGUAAAGAUCUCAUCAAUUACUCAUAUUUCGAACGAUCCAUUCAAGCGCUAGCCUCCCUCUUCAUACAGCUGGAUCCAAGAUCCGAGGAAUCCUUAAAGAUCUACGAUAUAUUUCUGUCGUUUUGCUCACUGAAUCAAAUGCGUAUUCCAAUUACAAUGGCUAUCCUCAAAUGUCCACCAAAGGAACAACGUCUCACAACACCCGUCUUGUCCAUGUGUUCUACGGCUCAAAUGACAUUCGAUGAGGCCAUCCUGCCGGAUGCUCCGUUGAAAGCUGUUAAAUUGCUCAGAUAUGUUCUAAAGGAGGCGAUUGAGAGCGGUGCCCAUGCUCAAGACUAUGUACCGUCCGAGUUGAUCCUGCGACUGAUCGAGGAUAAUAUCAAGACACCAGUUGAGACUGCAAGUGAACUGGUUUCAUUUCAGUGCAAACGAAUAACUGAGGGUUUAAGGCUUGCCGAAACCGUCUCCAACGAUGACGACUUAAGGGGUGACAUUCUCGACGUUGUAACCGCACCACUGUGUGCGCAUAUCGUCGAGUCUCAAAUGCUCUCCAAUCCAAUCGUACCGUAUAUGGGUCGUCCAAUUGCAAUGCGCAAUGAACUGCCACCCAGCUGGAGUGCUGACGGUGUAUCAAUUGUUCUGGAGCUGUUGAGGGUGCUGGCCGCUCUGAAGGAUUACUCAAAACUGCAUAAAGAUCAAUAUUGGAAACUUUUAAAGGACGAUCGCCUUGUACCGUUUGUUGCCUAUGCAAUAGCGUUCGGUAAUCACGAGUUAACCUACGAUGCCCUUCUUCUCUAUACGCAUUGUGCUCAAGUGCAGGAAUUCCCAACGAAAUGGUCAGGAAUAAAUAAUAUAAACCAGAAAUAA